AUGGUGCGGUCGGCAAGCGAGCGAGCGUCCUGGUCCGAGCUAGCCUUCCACUUCUCCGUGCUCGGCGUCACCGCCUUUGGCGGCCCGGCGGCCCACAUCGGCCUGUUUGCCGACCUGUUUGUGCAGAAGAUGGGGUGGAUCACGGCGCGAUCCGCUGCUUCAGCUCCCUCGCCCGCCAACCUGCACUUUGCCUCCCUCCUCGCCCUUGGCCAGUGCCUGCCUGGCCCGACCUCGACGCAGAUGAGCUUCGCGCUCGGCAUGAGCCAGCAGGGUCCGCUCGCCGGCCUUAUGACGGGUCUGCUCUUCCUGAUGCCCGGCGCCCUCACGAUGACCGCCUUUGGGUACGGGGCCAGCUUCCUCGACUCCCUCUCCGUCCCUGGCACGCCGCUGAACUGCGCCGGCGCCGGCCUGUCGGCGGUCGGGGUCGCGAUGAUCGCGGGCGCCUCGCUCGGCCUGUGCCAAAAGCUGUGCACGGACCGGGUCACGUCGACGAUCGCCGGCGUCACGUGCGCCGCGUGCGUCGCGCUGCCGGCCGCGUGGCUCUACCCCGCCGCGCUCGUCGCCGGAGGCGCGCUCACGCUUGCGCUCGCCUCGCUCCCGGCGGGCAGAGGAGGCGCCUCGAGAGAGAGCAAGAGCGAGCUGGCCGAGUCGCUUCGCGCGUCGCUCAGCUCGGCCGACGGCGCGGCGGUGUCGCCCGAGGCGGAGCGCGACGUACCCGAGCCGACCAAGCAGAACUCGCUCACCGGCAUGGGGGAGUCGCGUGGCGUCGGCCGCGUCGCCGGCGGCGGCCUGCUGCUCCUGUUUGCGCUGGUCGUCGCCGGGAGCGUGGCGGCGCAGGAGCUGCCCGCGGUCAAGGGUUUGGUCGAGUGGGCCGCAGCGCCGCCGCAGUCGCAGCCCCCGCUCAUUCGCGGCUUCCUCGGGCUGCCUGAUCUUCCGGCCCUAGGCGGCGGCGGCGAGAGCCGAGCCGAGGGGCCGCCUUCGCCGCCACCGCCCGCGCCCGCCGCCACACUCCUCUACCUCUUUUCACGGCUCGCCAUCAUCGGCGCGCUGGUCUACGGCGGCGGCCCCAUCGUGCUGCCGAUGAUCCAGCUCUCCCUCGUCGACGAGGCGGGCCUGCUGACCGAGCACCAGUUCCUCGCCGGCCUGGGGGUCUCGCAAGCGAUGCCCGGGCCCGCCCUCCAAUGCGGCGGGGGUUCCGCAGGCAGGGCAGGUUCUCAUACGAGCGGUGUGCAUAGGCCAAACUUCAAUAUUGCGGCCUACCUGGGCGCGCAGGCCGCCACGACCGCCGGCGCCGCGCCGCUGCUCGGCUCGCUCGCCUGCUGGCUCGGCAUCUUUACGCCGGGCGUGCUGCUCAUCUUUGGCGUGAUGCCGUUUGCCGAGGCGGUCUGGGCGGCCUCCUGGUAUAAGCGGCUGCUGCCCGGCGUCAACGCUGCGGCGGUCGGCAUCAUCGGUUCGUCCGUCUUUACCAUGUACGCCAAGACGCUCGUCAACUCCCCCUUCCCCGCCUACUCCACCGGCAUCGCCAUCCUCGGCUUUGUCGGCGUGCGCGUCCUGCAGGUCUUGGCGCCGUUCGUCGUCAUCGCAGGCGGCCUCGCUGGAUGGGCGCUCCACUAUGCGCUGAACGUAGAGGUGGGAGGCACCGCCGAGUCAUGA
Emiliania huxleyi CCMP1516 is the source of this 1653-nucleotide messenger RNA. RefSeq lists its product as hypothetical. Gene Ontology annotation, biological process: chromate transport. Bases 1 to 1653 code for a protein of 550 amino acids. Gene Ontology annotation, molecular function: chromate transmembrane transporter activity. The transcript is spliced from 2 exons. NCBI's taxonomy places the organism in Eukaryota, Haptophyta, Isochrysidales, Noelaerhabdaceae. The record is from RefSeq and is a predicted model, not a curated record.